Molecule: messenger RNA, 5669 nt
Organism: Brassica napus (rape)
Lineage: Eukaryota; Viridiplantae; Streptophyta; Magnoliopsida; Brassicales; Brassicaceae
Product: putative U-box domain-containing protein 53
Exons: 9
Coding region: 1815-4193 (792 amino acids)
Biological process (GO): protein phosphorylation; protein ubiquitination
Molecular function (GO): ubiquitin-protein transferase activity; protein kinase activity; ATP binding
Source: RefSeq, a predicted model, not a curated record
GGCAGGCCACAAAGUUCAUAAUUGUAAACGGACGGAGUUCUAAUUGGGCACGUUUUUAACAUUUUAUUAAAUGUGACCAAGCUCGCCCCAGCUUUUACGGUCAUCUACAUAAUACAUAGUUUACAUUUCAAUGUUAUAUAUAAUGUAAUUCUAUAAUCUUAUUAUUUAGGUUUUUUUAUUUGACAUUAUUAAUAUAAAUUUUUUUUUAUACAUUUUCUUUUUUAUUAAUUCUUAUUACAUACUAAUAUAAUUUAAAGUUUGGUACAAUAAAUUCAUAAUCUGAAAUAAUCAAAUAGAUAAACUCCUUUCAAAAUAAUAUUUUAAUUUCUACAGUUUGCAUAUAAAAAUAUUUUUAAAAUUUAUUUAGUUAUACUAUAGAACAUAGUUCAUGAUCAUUUAUAUUUCUUUGUUGUUUCUUUAAAAAUAUAUUUUGAGCAUCUACAGUUUUAGUUUAUAGCAGGAUUUUAUAAGUAAAUAUGAUGUUAUGUUUAAAUAAUUAAGAAUUAUUUACAUAGUUUACGAAUUUUACCCGUUUUAAUGGUGAAUGAUAUUUUAAAAUGAAAUAUUUUUAAAAAUAAAAUAAGUUAAUUUAUCAAUUUUAUAUAAUUUAUAUUUUAAUCAUAUAGUAUUUCUAUUUUAAUAUAAUAUAAACUAUAUAUAAUUAAAAAGUUUAUGAAAAUAGCAUUAAAAUAAUUUUUAUAACAAAAUCUUAAUUGUCAUUAAUUUGUAAUAUUAUUAUAUUACUAAUUACGAAAUUCAUGUUUUUUUUAUAAAAAAUAUUUAGAACUUUUAGUGAUAUUUUGUUAGAUUUUUUGUCAACAGAUUUUUUAUAGUUAAAAGUAAAAUUAAAACAAUUUUAUUGGUGGAAUUAUCAUAUGUGUGGAUUAUAUAAGAUGUGAUAUCUUAAUGAUGCCAAAAUGCUAAUUAGAGAUAAAUGAAAUAUGAUUUUCUAGAGAACGUCUAUUUAAAAAAAUCACACAUAAAAAAAAGUUGUAAUUUCCAUUUGAAUUGAAUAGAUAUCUCUUUGUUUACUUUAUUCUCAAACAACAGUAAAUAACAAAAAUAAUUUAAGAAGCGUUAUAAGAUGAUGUGGUUUAUUCAAAGGACUUGAUUUUGUGUGAAAUUAGGAGCACGAACGUGCAUGGCUUAUACAAGAUUACAUCCCUCAUUCAACUUCAAGAUGUCAAAUUGAGAGAGUCUGCCCCAACUUCUUCUCUUUAGGUUUGAGUUUCUUGACAUCUUCUAUCCAUCAUCAGGUUGGUCAAAGUUUUGAUUUUUUUUUUCUGGUUUAUUAGAGAUUAUAAUUGAUCAUGCUUGACUUGAUGGGUUUCUGGUAAAGUUCAAAACUUAUGUGCUCUACUCAGAUCAUACAUUUCUAGUUCUGAAAAUGAUUCAUUUUCAUAGUUUUGCAAGUAUCUCCUCACCUUCUGCAUUGUCUAGCUGUCCAUCUAAUUUGACUUUGGAAUUUUUGAUCAGUAUUCAUAAUAACUUGUCCAGAUUGAAAUUUUGAGAGAUUUAAUCAUGAGUAAUAUCAAAUCAUCUUCUUGAUCUAUGCACUCUCUCUAUCAAAAGCUUUGCAUUCCUUAUUGACCAAUGUGAUAACAAUUUCUCUCUAAUGUUCCUCGGUUACUUCCCAAACCAAAACGGAUCUUGAUUUGAUUUCAGUUGUGAAGUUGUCCUGACUUAUGUCCCAAAUGGCUUUGAGACAAAAAUAAGCCACGACUUGAACCGUUGCAGAACUUCUUCUGCAGAGCCGACCCUGACAUUUUAGAGGCUCCAAGCAGCUUUUGAAAAGGCUAUCUAUUCAGAAAUAAAUGGACUUCUUUUUCAAAAAUUCGUAUCUGGAACCCAAACCGGCGCUUCCUGUGAGUACCGGCUCUAAUCAUGCGCCUCCUUCUCAAUCGUUGACCAUUGCGGUAGCUAUUAGUGGUAGUACCAAAAGCAAGAAUGUACUUAAAUGGGCGCUCAAGAAGUUUGCUUCCGAGAAAAAUAUUGUUUUCAAGCUGAUUCACAUCCAUCCAAAGCUCACUUCUAUACCUACACCUUCCGGAAACAUAGUCUCUAUCUCUGAGGCACCAGAGGACGUGGCGGCUACUUAUAGACGACAAUUUAUGGAGGAGACUAAAGAAACACUUCUGAAACCUUACAAGAAGAUGUGCGAGCGUAAAAAGGUUGUAGUGGAACUUUUAGUGCUAGAAUCAAAUAGUGUUGCAGUGGCAAUAACCAGAGAGGUUAAUCAGCGUUCGAUCAGCAGGCUUGUUAUUGGACGCUCAUGUAAUACAAAUUACAGGAAUAAUGAUAUUACCGAGAAAAUAUCAAACUAUGUGUCAAACCUAUGCACAGUCUAUGUUGUCUCAAAAGGAGUGUAUAUUCUUUCGAAAGAGAAAUUACCUUCAGCUUCAGACACAGAGAGAAAUGAAAUUUUAAGAGAUACUGGUAGUGAGAGAAGCUCCAGCUGUUCUUCAGGUUCAGGGACUAUCUCAGAUGCAAUGUCGUCAACAAAUGCACUCAAAUCCAAGUCUCUUGGUCUGUCCAAUAAGAGAUUGCAACAUCUCCCGACAAUAGUAAGAGGGGUUUCUGGUCGUGUGGAAACCGACUCUGAUGAAACAAGAAGUGUGUGUUCGGAUGCUCCAGAGGAAGUAAGCAAGAUAGAAACAUCCUAUACUUUCGAUGACAGAAAAGACGGAAACAGUCAUAUAUCUAGCAACCCUGAAUAUCAAAAUGUUACUGAUCCAGGUGAAGAUUACUUCACAGACGACCAGGACACACUCCAAGAAAUUACAAAGUUGAGAGAUGAACUUAGACAAGCUCAGGAAAUGUAUGCAGUGGCUCAAGUAGAGACCUUGGAUGCUUCUAGAAAGCUCAAUGAGCUAAAGUUGGAAGACCUAACACUAAAAGAUCAAGGAACAAAGGGGUUAGCAGAAAAGGAAACACAGAAGAAGAGAAUGGAAGAGAAAGAGACUGCACAGAGAAGAGAAGCUGAGAUGAAAGUAGCCCGCGAAGCCAAAGAGAAGGAGAAGCUUGUAGAAAGCUCCCUUGUGGCUCCUAAGGUGGCUCCUAAAGUGCAAUACCAAGAGUUCACUUGGGAAGAAAUCAGUACCGCAACUUCAUCAUUCUCUCAAGAGCUUAAGAUCGGAGAAGGAGCUUAUGGCGCUGUUUACAAAUGCAGUCUUCAUCAUACAGUCGCCGCUGUCAAAGUUUUGCAUUCCCCUGAAAGUAAUCUAUCUAAGCAAUUCGAUCAAGAGCUGGAGAUCUUGAGCAAAAUCAGGCAUCCACACUUGGUUCUCCUCUUAGGAGCAUGCCCUGAGAGUGGAACUCUAGUCUACGAGUACAUGGAGAACGGUAGCUUGGAAGAUAGAAUCUUCCAAGUCAACAACAGCCAGCCACUCCCGUGGUUUGUACGUUUCAGAAUCGCUUGGGAAGUUGCAUCAGCGCUAGUUUUCCUCCACAAGUCAAAACCGACACCAAUCAUCCACCGUGAUCUUAAACCAGCCAACAUCCUUCUUGAUCGCAACUUCGUAAGCAAAGUAGGAGAUGUUGGUCUCUCCACAAUGAUCCAAACCGACCUCUUAUCAACCAAGUUCACAAUGUACAAACAGACGAGCCCCGUGGGAACAUUAUGUUACAUCGAUCCUGAAUACCAACGAACCGGGAUGUUAUCUCCGAAGUCAGACGUCUAUGCGUUGGGAAUGAUCAUUCUCCAGCUUCUCACCGCUCAGCCGGCUAUAGCACUGACCUAUACAGUAGAAAUAGCCAUGGAGAACAAUGAUGACGACGAGCUGAUACAGAUUCUUGAUAAAAAAGCAGGUGGCUGGCCAAUGGAAGAAACCCGGAAACUAGCUGCAUUAGCUCUACAUUGCACAGAGAUCCGAGCUAAAGACAGGCCAGACCUGGAAAAGCAGAUUCUUCCAGUUUUAGAGAACUUGAAGAAGGUUGCUGAGAAAGCAAGAAAAACGAUUGCCUCUGCGCCGAAGCAACCUCCAAGCCAUUUCAUCUGCCCAUUACUUAAGGAUGUGAUGAAGGAUCCAUGUAUUGCGGCUGACGGAUACACUUAUGACCGGAAAGCCAUAGAGAAGUGGAUGGAGGACUACCGUAGCUCGCCGGUGACUGAUUCCCCCUUAGAAAACAUGACCCUUUUGCCCAACCACACUCUUCAUGCAGCCAUUGUCGAGUGGUGCCGUAGAAAUCAGUAAGGCAAACAAAAGCGAGCGCACCGUGAGGAAUGAUGUUAUUGGAGAUUAUGAUAUUAUUAUGGAGAAUGAUUGAAGCAAUUAUAUGAAAUUGUUGUGAUUAUAUAUCCUUAAUUUUAUGAUAUGUAUUAGUACUAUAACACAUGAGAUUGACCAUGACUUGAUUUUUAUUAAUCAUAUAUAUAUUCCCAACUGAUAUGCUAUUUUGUUACAUUUCAAACAUGUGAUUCUGUUUUCUUUUGGAUUUGAUUUUCAAGCCGCAAGAUAGAAAUUACAGAAUAGUCUUAAUAUGUAAUUAACAUAAACUAGUCCAGAACCGCGCGCUAAGCGUGAGUUGUGUUUCUUUCUAAUUUGAUUUACAGAUUUAAAAUUAAAAUAAUAAUGACAAAUUUUGAGAUGAUAAUGUUGUGUUAAUUUUGCCUUUUUGUGAUGUUUAUUUGAGUUUUAGAUCAAGUAUUUUGGUUUGUACCUUAUUUUCAAGGUGCUGAUCAUAUCAAUAUAUAUAGGAUUUUUUUAUCAGUUACAGUGCAAAUAUUAUAUUUAAAUAUUUUGUAUAACACUUUUUCUUGACAUCCGAUCUUUACUUUAUGACUUAUAAAAUCAUGAUAAUUAAAUUUAAAGUCAAUAUAACAUGGCAUAGACAAUACUUGAAUUAAUUAGGGUUGUUACUCAAUUGGAAUUUCUAAAUAUAAACAAACUAGUGUUACUUACCGUGCUAUACACGACCAAAAUCUGUUAUAUUUUUAAUUAUCUUAUUAUAAUUGUAAAUUUAAAUAAAUUAGUAAUUUUAAAUAUAUUAUAAUGGAUCAUAUUGCAGUAAAUCUAUUGAAACUAUUUUAUACAAAUACCAUAUUGUGUUAUGUUUGGUUAUCACACUACAUUUUUAUCUUUAGAGAUUUCUUUAUUUUUCAGUUAUUUAACUCCUUAUCUGCUAAAUUCCUCAUACAAAAUAUUCAUAUAUUAAGACUGGAGUCAUAGAUCUAUUGGGUAAUAGUUUCCUAGUACAUUUCAUUAUAAUUUGGGUGGAAGUCUAUGUAUGUUAAAUGUUUUGAUCAUUUGACUAUUCUCCCAUUACAUUACAUUGCAUUAUUCAUUUUUGUAAAUUUUACAAUAUGUAGUAAAUUAGUAAUAAUCAAUAUAAAAUGAUUGAAUGAGUCUCCAAUCUGUUAUCUUGUCAUAGAAGUAAUCAUAUCAGAAGAACAUAAAUUAAACAAAUGAAAGCAUGUAUAUUUAUAUUCAGUUUUGGCCAAUAGUGUACAAACAAGUUUUGUUCAUAACAAGGAUUUACAAUAAUUAAUUUUCAAACUACUUAAUUAACAAUCAAUACACAUUAACAAUUUAACACGGUAUUCACGCGUAGCUGCUAUGCGUGCAUGCAAGUAUCUGUUUUCAAUGCUCUAUUGUUUUUGUUUUAAAGAGUUCUGAUUAGGAUCCUAGCCAAAUUUUAUAAAGAGUGUAAGAAUCUGUCAAAACAUAGUU